UCCGCGCACUACUCAUUCCAAUACGAGCCGAGUGGCCGACGUGAAUGCCUGUGCCGCACCGCUACGUACAAACCGCUAGAACCGACACGUUUACGUUGACGGGUUCGCAUCUCGCCGCGCACGAAUACGCGAUAACUAUCACUUUCGCUACGUGCAAUCCUGUUUGGAACAUGAUAACGCAGUGAAAAUUACUCUGUGCACUUCCUGGGAGUCGACUACGGCAUCGCAAGGUGUCAAAAUGCCCCAAUGGGCCAGCACUGAAGGCGGUGGCGGUUCAGAAGCGGCAUCGCCCGACCAAAUGAUGAUCUGCUAUGAAGAGGACGCCACAGAAUAUUAUGACAAAAAACAAGAAGAUGCUGAUCUUAAAAUAGAACAAGCUGAUGAUUUCUAUGACAGCGGCAGUGGUAGCGACGAACAAAUUCCUCGUCGAGUAUGUAGGCCGCGGCGGACGCCCGCGAGCUCGUCGUCGUCGGGCACCACGAGCGGCUCCAGCGGGCCCGGCCGCCGGCGCCGCUGCGGCAUCUCGGCCCGGGAACGCAACCUGCGUCGAUUGGAGAGCAAUGAACGGGAGCGCAUGCGGAUGCACUCGCUGAACCGUGCGUUCGAGGAUCUCCGUCGCGUAAUUCCUCACGUGAAAAAGGACAACCGAAGUCUAUCGAAGAUAGAAACACUAACCCUUGCCAAAAAUUAUGUGAAAGCACUCACUAAUGCCAUAUGCACAAUGAGAGGAGAGGUGUCUCGUUACCAAUUCAACAGCGAUGACGAAAACGUAGAACCGGUAUUUGUUCUAAGCCGGGAUCAGGAACAGAACAAUAACUUGCCGAACGAUCAAGACAGGGAAGACCCAUCACCGUUACAACAGGGAUGCCUUUGACGAGGCCACACUUCCUAAGCACCGGCCUCUGAAAUACCAUUAGAAAUGAGCACGAAUGCGAUUUCCAUUAAGCUUUCCACACAUCAUUGACCAAUGGAAUUUAAAGCCUCGUCGUGAAUACAAAAUCUCCGUUGCAUACCUUGAUGUGGAUAAAGCUUUAUUGAUACAAAUUCAUAUGUAUAGAGUUAACACAGAGAGUUUUUGCGGUCAAAUGAUUACAAGUGACUACUUAUACCUACCUACUCAGUUACAAAAAAACUUGCUCGAAUUAAUUUUAAAGUUUAGGAGUAGGUCUAAUUUAGACGAUUAGAAUUCUAACUCAAUGAAGGAUGUUCUUCGUUGUUUGUAAAGCUCUCUAAUGUUAGAUCUAUAAUCUAAUUUGCUAUUUAAAUGCUUGCUAUAUUGAUCCUACGACUACUGGCAUUGUUAGGAGGAGACCAAGAACAAACAUGCUAUAUUUUUACCGUUUUACCUAGUCGUAGAUGUACUUUUGUGAUGAUUAGGUAAUUUAUGAGUUUGAACUAGGUAGUAAGAUGUUAAAUGUACAAUAUGAACGUUGCCUACUACCAUACCGAAAAUGAAAACGAAAGGUAUGCAUGCCUAGGUGUUCCAUUAAUUUACCAAAUUUUUUUGUUAGGUGAUAUUUUAAAGGCUUGUUCGGCAUUUCGGUGGAUGCCGACAAAUUAAUUAUAGUUCAAACCAUUAGGUACUUAGUACUUACCUACAAUAUUUGAGAAACUUAUAUGUCCAUGCCUUCGAGAAACCAAACUGUGGUAGAGAUAAGUAGGUAUUUUGUAAAGAACUUCAAGGCAUUCGCUUUUGUAUGUUAAAUUAAUUACUUACGGCCACAGAAUAAUAUAAAAGUACUACUAGGUAUACACUAUUACGGCUAAAAUAGUUGCAACUUUCUCUAACGUUACGACAUACAGUUUGGCAGGAUUAUCAGUAUUAAUCUGAAGAAAGAGCAGAAUAAAAUGAUUAAACACCUAACUUAUGUCUUUGUAAAUCAUUGUUGAUGUGCCACGAGUACAAAAAAAUGUUUCCGCAUCGUAGUGGUACCUAGUACCUACCUGCCUAACUAAUUACAUUCCUUAAAAAUAAUUAUUACUAUCACAGAAUAAUGCGUAAAUGUGUUCCUAACCCUAUAUUUUAGAACUAUAUUUUUCAUUUUUCCGAUCUCAAAUUUUCAAAAACUUACCUAGACAUCGGAAUUAGACAUCGGAAUACGAUUACCUACGGAUUACUACAGUACGGACUCUACCUAGUAAUUUAGAUACUUGCAGAGAUCUCUCCCAGGGUGCCAAUUAAGUACAUAAUUUAUUAUAUUAUGUAUUAAAGUCAAGUAUUAUCUGUAUUUUAAUUUUUUUUCAUAUAUACUUUGGUGCAGGUAUACCUACAGUCAAUUUUUUCAAAGAUAGAUAAGUAUGUUUGUCUAUCUCUAACUACCGACAUGCUACCGACUUUAUUUUUUGUUUUGUCGCUUAUUUCAAGCGUUAGAUAUAGGCAGCCGCAGAAUUCAGAAUUAUUUAACCUGUCGGUAGGUAUAGUGCUAGGUAUUGUAGGUAGGUAGGUAAGACUCACUUCGUCGUUCCUUCAUUCAGCUUCACCUACUCGAACCUACGAGUAUAUCGUAACUAAUGGGUGCUCUCUUCGCUUCGGUCAGCCUCGGAGGUUCGCUUCAUUAAGAACAUCGUUCACAAGCUUCUGGCAUCUUUAAAAACAUCUCUAGGUGUAGGACAGACAAGAUUGCGUGGCGAGAUGACCGGAGGCCAUUAGGUAUUUAAUAUAGGUACCUACCCGAACUACAUUUUGCCGAAGAUUUACGGUAAAAGUUUUCAUGGAUAUGAGAAUAUUAUGUCAACUGGAAAUUCAAGCAACAUAUUAAGUACGAGUGUCGAUUACCUAUGUAGUACCUACGCAUAGAUAUGUACCUACGUGAUGAUUUGGUGUGCCUACCUAUCUAUUAUUUAAUAAUAAUUAUUAUUAUUACAGUAAUCUCAAUUGAAAGUUACCGAUUAAUUUAGAUAUAUUUUUAAGUUAAAAAAUUAUAGUUAUUUUUAAAGAAUGCAAUUGCAUUUUUGUCAAAUCACCUACUUAUUUAUAGAAAUAAAAUACCUAAUAUAUUUUAGACAUUUGUGAUUUAGAUUAAUGUUAAGGUCUUGAGAUAAAUAUUCUUUACAUGCUAAGGACGACUCGGCGAUAAUACCGAAAUAUGAUAAAUGUUAUUACAUAAAAUAAAAUUUAUAUACAUGCAGAUAAUAAAUACGCAUUUAAAUAUUUU
This is a messenger RNA of Maniola jurtina (meadow brown), 3155 nucleotides long. RefSeq names its product protein dimmed (gene dimm). Gene Ontology annotation, molecular function: protein dimerization activity. NCBI's taxonomy places the organism in Eukaryota, Metazoa, Arthropoda, Insecta, Lepidoptera, Nymphalidae. The record is from RefSeq and is a predicted model, not a curated record. The transcript has 5 exons. The coding region runs from base 239 to 874 and encodes 211 amino acids.